This is a messenger RNA of Aspergillus niger, 648 nucleotides long. RefSeq lists its product as hypothetical. The transcript is spliced from 3 exons. The record is from RefSeq and is a predicted model, not a curated record. The coding region runs from base 1 to 648 and encodes 215 amino acids. Lineage: Eukaryota; Fungi; Ascomycota; Eurotiomycetes; Eurotiales; Aspergillaceae.
AUGGAGACAGGAGGGAGGAGGAGAGUUGAAGGAGAACAAGAAUUUUUCAGCUCUUUCUGGGGAGGAAGAAACUUGAAAAGAAGGGAGGACGCCGGCUGCCAGGACUACCCAGCGAUCCUUUUGACCGCUCAAGCUGAGUUGCCGAGCCACUGCCCCGGCCGGUCUUCUUCUUCUUCCACUGCAGCUCGCAGAAGCUACCAGUGCCCUCUACUCAUUGCCACUCGGUGGACUCGAAUUGACUCGACCGCAUUCGCCGCUGGAGGUUCCCCGGAUUGGGUCCGACUAAGUCUUACGUCAUCCGUUCGCACCCUCCGAAAUCGUCCAAAGGCAGUGAAGGGCGGAUCAGUUGAGAGGGAAAGCGACGUGGGAGCAGAGCAGAGCAGACAGAGAGAGAGGGAGAGGAGGUGUCUGGUGCUGGUGGUGUGCUCUCUACUUUACACUACUUUACUCGAACAAGCUCUAGCUUUCAACUUCCACUCUCAGGCUAGACCCUGUUGUCAAUACCCUGCGACACCGGCCUCCUUUUCAGCUGUUUCCCUUCCCAUUACUUCUUUUCUUUUUCGCCGUCGCUAUUACUCGCCAUCGACUCUUCUGUUCCCUAUGUGUUGUCCGUCCUCUUUUUUCCGCAACAUCGGAGCUCCGCCAUAG